Ceraceosorus guamensis is the source of this 1072-nucleotide messenger RNA. RefSeq lists its product as hypothetical. The record is from RefSeq and is a predicted model, not a curated record. The transcript is spliced from 3 exons. The coding region runs from base 377 to 1072 and encodes 231 amino acids. Lineage: Eukaryota; Fungi; Basidiomycota; Exobasidiomycetes; Ceraceosorales; Ceraceosoraceae.
GCACGCGACCUUGAGCACUCCGCCCUCAAAACCAAUAAGUUGCUUCUUCGCAGCAAUCACCAUCCUUCCUACAUUCCACCACCAACCUCUCUCGUUGAUCAAGUCCAGUCCGGCACUUGCUCGCAUUGUCACAAGCACUUCUGUUCGGCAUACGCACGAUCGGUCCUUUCAACUUCAGCUUUCGAGCAUAUACGCUCACUCCUGGCGCAUACACGCUGCGCCUACACCCUUCGGCAACACCAUCGUCCACGGCAUCCUCGCCAAAGGACCGCCCCUAGACGCCGACGGGUGCCAGCACCACGUCUGUGAUUGACCUAGACCUCAGCGCUGUUCAAUUUGUAUAGCAUAUUGUUUCCACCCCAUCUUCUUGUCCCAUAUGUCUUUCUUCACUCCGAUGUUCGACACCCCUGGUGCUGGGCCUUCGUACAGUCAAGGCCAGCUUGGUGCAGCAUUCGCCCCAUCUGGACCUCGCUCUAUCGCUACGCCGUCUGGCGGAAGUCGCAAACGCAAGGACAUGGACAGUGAGAGUGAUGAAGACUCUUUCGUGGCGGGCAAUGCUGGUCCGCGUAAGAUCGCAUAUGCUCGUCGUGCCGGACCCGGCGCAAAUCUUUCUCUCGACGUUUCUCCCGCUGUAUUCUACGACCCAUCCCACCUGGCUGCGGCCCAGGAGCAAGUCCGCAUGAUCUUUGAGCAACACCGCUCUCGUCUGCCCCCAACGCCGGAGACCUCGCCAUCUCAAGGCUACUUUGGGCUCGGAAAUGCGCCUCACAACCAGCAACCGUGCCACGACUCGUCUGUUGGCAGCUUCACUGGGUAUCCCAACGUGAACCCCUACCCGAACUUCUCGCCGGGGGUGAUGGGCCCGGUAAUGGGUAGUGACACCGGCAUGGCUGUCGAUGGUGCUGCCAACUCCCAUGGUGCGCAUUGCCGCGCGAUCCCUCAACUCUUCGUCAAGCGCCUCGUUGAUGCUCAAGCUGGUUGCUUCGAGCUUUGGGCACGAUGCUCUGACUGUGGAGGGGAAAGCAAGGUUGAGACUGGUGCUGACAACGACGCACUUUCGUACUCGCCUUGA